Patiria miniata (bat star) is the source of this 2035-nucleotide messenger RNA. RefSeq lists its product as uncharacterized. Gene Ontology annotation, cellular component: cytoplasm; CD95 death-inducing signaling complex. The record is from RefSeq and is a predicted model, not a curated record. Bases 109 to 1002 code for a protein of 297 amino acids. Gene Ontology annotation, molecular function: death receptor binding; caspase binding. Lineage: Eukaryota; Metazoa; Echinodermata; Asteroidea; Valvatida; Asterinidae. The transcript is spliced from 7 exons. Gene Ontology annotation, biological process: positive regulation of extrinsic apoptotic signaling pathway; TRAIL-activated apoptotic signaling pathway.
UCUGCCCGCAUUUGCUGUAUGUAGUUGACAUCGACACUUGUUGAACAACAUCUCUCAGGACGAAUUGUUUUCUUCAACGUAAAGGAGAUCUCCAACACUGGAUGUAUUAUGGCUCAGAGCUUUGUUGCUGUUAUUGCUGUUAAAGAUGAAUCAGGAGACAUCAAAUACAGUAACCUGAAAGUACUUCCAGAGGUCCAAAGAGGGACAGUAUCGAAGAUCUCCAACAAAAAAAGUAAUGCUAAUGGCGUGGCUCAGGGACGUGAUUCAGACUAUUCCGAUGGACCAGGAGACACCAAACACAUUCUGAAAGGAGAUUCAGAGACCUCCAACACUGGAAAAAGUAUGGCUCAGCGAUGUGAUUCAGCAGACUAUUCCGAUGGAGCAGGAGACACCCAAUACCUUAACCUGAAAGACUUUUCAGGUGACAGACUCUUCCGUCUGCUGGCAGAGAGGCUUGGUGCCCACUGGGAACCCAUAGCAACAUUUUUAGGGAUCUCCAGCGAUAACAUAACCGCCCUCAAAAAAGAGUAUUCCGACCCAGAUGAGCAGAUUUUUCAAAUGCUUACGGCGUGGCAAAAAAAUUUGGCAGACACUGGCAACAUGGUUCAACUGUUGGUUAACGCUUUGGAGCAAGGUGGCAGAAAGGACUUGGCAAAGGAGCUACAAAAUGGUUUAUGGAAAAUACCUAAAGAACCAGUGGUUCCUACCACUUCAAGCGGUAAGCCUCAUGGCACUCCUACUAUCGAGGAAAAAAGGCUCCGUAAAUUUUCAGAGAAACUUUCGGGAGACAUGGAGAGGCUAGCAACGGAGCUAGGAGUGGCCAGCGAGCGAGUCGAUAAAAUUAAGGAUAAGAAUCGAAAGGUGGCCGAGCAGACGUUCCAGAUGUUCCGAUAUUGGCAGUGCAAUACACCGGGUGUCAAUCACCUGGAUGAGCUGGUUACCGCACUGAAGGCAGUUGGCAGGCGUGACGUAGCAAGGGAGAUUGAAAAUGGAACGUUGUAGAGAGAGAGAGAUAUAAAAGAGAAAGUUGAGCUGAUUGCAUGCAGUCAGUAUCCAGAAAUGAUUGAAUUACAAGAUGCAUGGAUCCAGUGACAGUCACGGCCUUGGACAGGAUUCCAUCUCGGAGCAACACAUGUUGUCGUGUCCGUGCAACAAGGUCUUGUUUCCUAAACUUGGCCGUACGUGAAACGCGAGUUUCAGAAUAUCAAAAGGUCGUAUCUCACUUACAAUAACCGGGAUGUUCACACAAAGUCAAUGGACGUAGAGUACGACCUUGUCGCACGGAGCACAUUCGUGCGAGAUACGACUUUGUUGCAGGAUGGAGUUACUACCUUCUUGCACUGAUGCGACGAUAUUUGUGUUACAAAUUUGAAACUAAAUCUUAAACAUGGGAGUUUGAAAUUGAAGAAUCGUCAAAUUGAAAGGGCCUGCUGAGGUUUUAGUCCUAGCAAAAUCUUGCUCAAUGAGAAAACUUGAGAAUUUUAGAAUAUACAUGUAAACUUGCUUAUGAUGAAGAAGUUAACAGUAAUAAGACUGAAAUACUGCUUUGAAGCCAACAUCUUAACUCUUUUUAUAUUUUACGACAGUUUUGAAGUUUUUAGCCAAUAAGGUAAUAAUGAAUGGGAAUGACAGUGUGGUGGAGUAGUUUUAAACAUCUCGUUUAAAACCUGUUUGGGGCUUGGUUGCUGAUAAUGGUCCUCGCCUUCGGGCAAUAGGCCUGAGACUUAAUGAUGUCACACUUUGUUUACAUGUGUGCUUUUCUGUGUGGUAGACGGUCCCUACUUCGUCUGGCUUCCCGACUUCACUCCCAUAGGAAAGCGCAUAAUGUUAACAAAACCAUUAAGUCAUUAGGUCUGAGGUUAAUUAUCAGGGACCAGACCCCUAAUGGUUUAAAACUGGACAUUUAAAAUGGCACUACCGCACUGUUCUUCCCUGAGUACUGCUAUGAAAUUUUUAAGCAUGUACAAAGGUCUCAGACUAUUACUGAUUACAGCCGUAAUGGCAAAUUCAACCAGAGUGCCUUCCAGGUGCUAGU